AGGCGGCCUCUCUGGGAAGGCCUGGCUUGUUCGCUUCCUCAGUGCCGUUUCAGCAUCUGGCCUUCCUGACGGGCGCGGUGAUCGCAGGGCAGGGGACUCUCUCAGGCAAGCUCCACCCCGGACGGACGUGGUGGAUUGGGAACGACAGGGAGAGGGAGUGGAGAUGUAUCAGAAGCAGAGCAGCAGCUGCGGGAGCUGGGCACACUAUGUGUAUUUGCAUCCCGCUGGAUUAAGCUGCGAACCAGGCUCCUCCUCGGCGCUGUUGGAUGCUCCAGCACUCCAAUGCCCGCGACUGCCGGUCUAGGCAUGAAAAGCGCCACGGAGAGAUUGCCUGUCUGUGCCUGGUCGAGAGCUCGUGCGCCCCGGCGCGAGUCAGCCCGCGUGCUCGGCCAAAUCCGUAGUAAGUUGGUGGUCCCUGGGCCAGGGGGGCUUGGGGGCUUGGGGGCAUCAAGUGCGUGUUGCCUACCCGCAGAGAUCAUCAUCUCCCUCCGCAGAUCGCGCGUUUGGCCUCGUCAUACCACUCGGAAUCUCACAUCCUCCGUGACUGACUUCAAUCAAUCCUCCAACCUCCAUCGACCUACCUCGUACCUUUUCUCGCAUCGCCACCCCACUCACCGCGGGAAGGAUUCUGGAAUCGCUCGCUGCACGAGGAACCCUAUUUCCAGCGCCCGGACCGGAGAUACCCUUAGCACCGUCACAUGCAUGUCCGUCCUUUGUUCUGUGAGACGUCCGUUGUUGUUGUUGUUGUUGUUGAGAGCAAUGAAAAGACACACGCACAGCCUGACGUUCUCAUCGACCCCUCCCCCUCCUAUCGAUACACAUCGAUGCGGAGCCGCAACAGCUGCAUCCGGCAGUGCAAUCCCAAGAGCAUGGACCUGGAUUCUACUUCAAUUGCCGGCAAGACGAAUUGCCGCAUGGCAGCUCUAGCCUUUGACGGCUGUGCCCUCGCGCGAGUCGCGGGAUGGACGACACCCCAAAAAAUGAACCAGGAAAACCCGAGACGCUAUUAUGCUUUUUAACCUUUUUCAGGC
Molecule: messenger RNA, 1031 nt
Organism: Aplosporella prunicola CBS 121167
Lineage: Eukaryota; Fungi; Ascomycota; Dothideomycetes; Botryosphaeriales; Aplosporellaceae
Exons: 1
Coding region: 283-927 (214 amino acids)
Source: RefSeq, a predicted model, not a curated record